CGGGGGGCGAGCUCGCUGCGGCCUGGCUGCGCCGGGGCCGCUUCCCUCGCCUCCGCCGCGCCUUGCACCGCUUCGUCCCCGCUUUGAAGCGUCGGGAGCUGCCUGCGCCUGUGAUCGCGCCUAACCGCUGCUGCCGCCUCUCCUGAAACUUCUCUGGCUUUAUCCUUCCCUGGGGGGGGCAGUCAGAGGUAGGUUCGGCCGAAUGGGCCUCGAACUGCAAAGCUAAAAAGUAAAUCUCCGAACCUCCUGCAGGUGAGGUACUUACCAGCAAGAGCUGAGGGAAGCCGGUGGAGGCGGAUCGUGCCUGGGUGCCGAUGAUUAGAAGCCGCUUCUUUGGGGGAAGCAAACUCUCAGGUUGUAAAAAUGUUCAGUGCAAGUCAGUCAUCGAAAGCCCAGUUCCUUGAUAAAGCACGCCAGGCUCGGGAGGAGCGGAGAGAGCUCAAAGAGAGAGAGCGAGCCGCCAUUCAGAUCCAAGCUUUGAUCAGGAGAUUUCUCUGUCGAUGCCGCCUGCAGAGGGAGAUAAGGAGAGAAGUUGAGGAUUUCUUUGAGGCAAAUGAAUCUGGCUCAAAUAAAAGAAGUGCUCUUUCUGUCUUCAGAAUUGCUAGGAAACUGCUGUUUGUAUUUAAUGUUAAAGAGGACAAAGAGAGAUUUGAAAAGCUGUGCCGUUGUAUUCUUAAUAGUAUGGAUGUUGAGAAUGAACCCAAGGUGUGGUAUGUGUCACUGGCACUCUCUAAGGAUCUCACACUCUUGUGGAUCAAGCAGAUCAAAGAUAUUUUGUGGUUUUGCUGUGAAUUUCUCAAGCAACUUAAGCCUGACAUCUUACAAGACUCCAAACUAGUCAAUCUGCACCUCACAAUGCUUGUCACCUUCACAGAUACUUCUACGUGGAAAAUCCUUCGGGGAAGAGGUGAAACCCUGAGGCCUGCCAUGAACCACAUCUGUGCAAAUAUCAUGGGACACCUCAAUCAGAAAGGAUUUUAUUCAGUGCUGCAGAUUUUGCUAACUAAUGGCUUGGCAAGAUCCAGACCAUCCUUGUCCAAAGGCUCUUUAACUGCCAUCUUCUCUCUUGCAUUGCGCCCUGUGGUUGCUGCACAGUUUUCAGACAAUCUGUUGAGAUCGUUUCUGAUACAUGUCAUGUCUGUGCCUGCUAUAAUGACUCAUCUUGCUACUCUAACACCUGAGCGUCUGGCAGUGAUAGAAUCUCACGAACUUUUCCGCAAGUUCAUCCUAUUUUUAAGUCGCGAGGCCCAGUGCCGAGAUGUCUGUGUAUGCUUGGAGGGGAGCCACACACUCUGCUUGUUGGGUAACCUUGUGUACUUGGGCUCCUUGAAUGAUAAAGUUCUUGAGGAGGAAACAACUCUUUUUGUUGGUGUGCUCAUUCACAUGCUCUCCUACUGCCAGAAGUAUGUUUCACAGAAGAAAUCCAACCUCACUCACUGGCAUCCUGUUCUGGGCUGGUUUUCCCAGACUGUGGAUUAUGGAUUGAACGAGUCCAUGCCUCUGCUGACCAAGCAACUGCAGCAUCUCUGGGGAGUCCAUAUGAUCCGCAUCCUCUUCAGUGAUGUGCUCAGCAAGAAGUUGCUGGAGAAUCAGGAAAUGGCUCAGCUGCCGGCACAGCCAAUUUCCCCUCAGAACAGCCUUCCCGUGAAGAGUCUUUUCAAGCGAGCCUUCCAGAAGUCUGCGUCUGUCCGCAACAUUCUCAAGCCUGUAGGGGGCAAGCGAGUGGACUCAGCAGAGGUGCAGAAAGUGUGCAGUAUCUGUGUCCUGUACCAAACCACGCUCACAACGCUAACACAGAUCCGCCUCCAGAUUCUUACAGGCCUCACUUACCUAGAUGACCUGUUGCCCAAACUAUGGGCUUUUAUCUGCGAACUGGGACCACAGGGUGGGUUAAAACUCUUCUUGGAGUGUUUGAAUAAUGACACGGAGGAAUCUAAGAGGCUGCUGGCCAUGUUGAUGCUCUUCUGUGACUGUUCCCGCCACCUUAUCACGAUUCUUGAUGACAUAGAAGUCUAUGAAGAGCAGAUUUCAUUCAAACUGGAAGAGCUUGUUACCAUCUCAUCUUUUUUGAAUUCCUUUGUGUUUAAGAUGAUCUGGGAUGGAAUCGUGGAGAAUGCCAGAGGGGAGACCUUGGAGCUCUUUCAUUCUGUCCACGGCUGGCUCAUGGUCUUGUACGAAAGGGACUGCCGCAGGCGUUUUGCUCCUGAUGACCACUGGUUACGGAAGGACCUCAAACCCAGCGUGCUCUUCCAGGAGCUGGACAAGGACAAGAAACGAGCCCAGCUGCUCCUGCAGUACAUCCCUCAUGUCAUUCCCCACAAGAACAGAGUGCUUCUUUUCCGAAACAUGGUUACAAAGGAGAAGGAGAAGCUUGGCCUUGUUGAAACCAGCUCUGCAUCGCCUCAUGUCACACACAUCACUAUUCGUCGCUCACGGAUGUUGGAGGAUGGAUAUGAACAGCUACGGCAGCUUUCCCAGAAUGCUAUGAAGGGGGUGAUCAGAGUGAAGUUUGUGAAUGAUCUGGGUGUUGAUGAGGCUGGUAUUGAUCAGGAUGGUGUCUUCAAAGAGUUUCUGGAGGAGAUAAUAAAGAAGGUGUUUGACCCUGCGCUCAACUUGUUCAAGACAACCAGCGGUGAUGAGAGGCUGUAUCCAUCCCCGACAUCCUACAUUCAUGAGAAUUACCUGCAGCUCUUUGAGUUUGUGGGGAAGAUGCUUGGGAAGGCCGUAUAUGAGGGAAUAGUUGUGGAUGUACCAUUUGCUUCCUUCUUCUUGAGUCAGCUCCUUGGGCACCACCACAGUGUCUUCUACAGCUCUGUAGAUGAACUUCCCUCCUUGGACUCGGAAUUCUAUAAAAAUCUCACUUCAAUUAAGCGUUAUGAUGGUGAUAUCAGUGACUUGGGCUUAACACUGUCCUAUGAUGAAGAUGUGAUGGGUCAGCUUGUUUGCCAUGAACUUGUUCCUGGAGGGAAGACCAUUCCCGUUACCAAUGAAAAUAAGAUCAGCUACAUCCAUCUCAUGGCUCACUUUCGGAUGCACACACAAAUCAGGAGUCAAACAGCAGCACUCAUCAGUGGAUUCAGGUCGAUCAUUAAGCCUGAAUGGAUUCGUAUGUUUUCUGCACCAGAGUUACAGCGACUGAUCUCUGGUGACAACGCUGAGAUUGACCUCGAGGACUUAAAAAAACACACAGUGUACUACGGGGGCUUCCAUGGGAGUCAUCGGGUCAUUAUCUGGCUCUGGGAUAUCUUAGCCAAUGACUUCAGCCCUGAGGAGAGAGCUAUGUUUCUAAAGUUUGUUACCAGCUGUUCAAGGCCUCCCCUUCUGGGCUUUGCCUACCUCAAGCCUCCUUUCUCAAUCCGCUGUGUGGAAGUCUCUGAUGAUCAGGACACUGGUGACACACUGGGCAGUGUGCUACGGGGCUUCUUCACCAUCCGCAAGAAAGAGCCCGGUGGGCGUCUCCCAACCUCCUCUACGUGUUUCAACCUCCUCAAGCUUCCCAACUACAGCAAGAAGAGCAUCCUGCGGGAGAAGCUCCGCUACGCCAUCAGCAUGAACACUGGCUUUGAGCUGUCGUAGUUACCGUGGCCCUGGACUCUGCAAUGGAGGCUCUCAGAGCUGCUGACUGCUGCUGGAGGUGCAGGCCUCCAUGCGUGGAGGUUGCAUCAGCUCUGUGGGGACCUGGUGGCUCACUCUGGGGCUGAAGAAAUGCAGCUGGUAAUAGAGGUUUAUGAGGAAAAGCUUCUGGGCUAGAUGGGGCUGGUUUUGCUUGGGCACUCCUCCAGGAUGACAGAGGUGAUGAGCUUGACCCGAUAUACUUCACUUGUCCACCACGUAAAUCAUCUUUAAGAGCAAACCCCAAGGGAGCAUGAAAGGAACGUAAAAGUGCCAGUCAGACUAGUGGCCAUAAUACCCCCAGCAGGCUGCGCAGUCUGGGCAGCGGCUGCUGUGGAAGGGUUUCCUUUCCCAAACCCAGGAGAUAGUCUGGAUUUUUACUGGGUGGAAGCCAGUCUGUGGAAAGGUUCGCAAAGGCUGAGCCCACAGAGAGAUGAGCAUGAGGCUGCAAUAUUGAGGGUGCAGUGAAUGUGCACUCUGCUCAGGUCGGGUACUGCUCAGGGGCUUCCUGAUGCCUUCGUGCUGUAGAAGGCCCUUGCGUUUGUCUCAGAGAAUGAACCACUUGCCCAGACUCGAGAAGCAGCGGGUUAAAUGCAAGCAGAUGGACGCUGCCACUCUCCGGAAGGUGUCGGAGUGCUGUAGGUUAAGAGCUCAAGCAGCAGGCGUGGGGUCAGCGUGCUGAGCCAGCUGCACGUCUGCCAAGCUCUUGCCAGAGCUGCGCUUGGGACAAAAGGGGUUGUUUGAAUUUGCUCAGGAGCAGAAAAUACUUAAUUUGAUUUUACUUCCAGAGUACAAGAGCUGGCACACAGCUCGGGCAGCCCUUGUGCCCCAGCACAGUGCUCAUGUGGGGCAGGUGCCCCCUACCCUCUCUGGAAGGGGAACGCGUCAAGCUGCUGAGAGCCUCUGGAAACCUCCACUGGCAAAGUUCCUCUUGCUGGAGUAGAAGUUUCAUUUCAAGUCUACAGUCUCUUUCCGUAGGGAGAUGGGCUGUUUGGAGCCCAGACUUGGCCUCUGUGUGACAGCCACGUUUGCUUUGUUGCCAAACUAUUUAUUUCGAUUGCUUUGUCUCUCUUUAGCCUUAUUUUAACAGUUGCUGUUUGCCUGUAGCAGGCAGGUUUUUCAGGUGGUUCUGAAAGUGAGAGUGUGUGUGUGCACGUGCGUGCGUGUGUGUGUGUGUGUUUGUAUAUAUGUCAGGAAGGUGAGGACCCUUCCUACUCAUUUUAUAAUGAGGUGCAGAGCCUAAUUUGCAGAGUCUGCAGCUUGGUCUGCAGCUUCCCAGCCUUGAUCCCUCAUGCUGCUGCCAGUCCUGCCUCAGCCCAGGCCGAGAGGAGAGACUGCCGUUUCCUCGGCUGCUCUGUACCUGGUGAGUUUCUGGCGUGAAGAAAGCCAUGUACGUUCUCCUGUCCUGGGACAGGAGGAAAAGCCGGACACCUUCUCCCCUUCACCUGUUGCUGCUCACUACUAAAACAAGCUCACGCAGAGGCUGCUAAUACCUCCCUCUGCCCUCCGUUCCCCUCCUUCCCCUUGCGUGGUGCUGGCGGCUCGCCCCGCUCUGGCCCUCUGCGCCGCGGGGGCAGCCCCGCUCGGGGCCGCGCUGCCCGGCACCCCGGGGGCAGCCCCCCAGGGCCGGGCUGCCGUACCCUACCUCAUCCUCUGCCUUGCCUUGGCCAAUCGAACGGGCUUUGCAGCCUCAGGCGUGCGCUGCGUAGCACAGGUCUCGACACCGAGAUGUCCCCUGGCUCUCUGAAAGGCCCUUUUAACCAUUAUUUGUUGCGUAUUUCAAACAUUGGAAAAUAUUUGGCACCAUUCAGCCACGAGUACAGAAAUGCCCUUUGUUUCAUCUUUCUCCAUUCUGUCUUGCUUUAAAUGAUUUUCACAAAAAAACCUUUCUUUUAGAAGCAAUUCUUGGAAAUGCAUCUAGAAAACGAUGUUGCUGGGGACCUUUUAUCUGUGAGAACUGUUAAAUGGGAGUGAUUGGAAGUGUUAGUGAGGACAGGAAUAUCUGCACUCAGAAUUCAAGCUACUGAAAGGUGUGAGUCUAGAGAAAUUAAAGAUGUUAGUAAAAUUUUUUUUUUAACCUAGAGAGGAUUUCAGAUUAACCAGUUGUUGAUUGUGUAGUUGAAAGGCUUAUGCACUGACUUGUACCAAUCAUAGUUUAAAUUAUUACACGGAUUCCCUUUUUCCUUCUAGGAAAGUGCAGUGUCUAAAUAGAGCACAAUGGUUGUUCAAUGAAACAAUUUGUUCAACAUAGUGAAAUAAAAUCUUUGCUCUCUUU
Messenger RNA from Rhea pennata, 5887 nucleotides. It is a transcript of the gene UBE3B, whose product is annotated as ubiquitin protein ligase E3B. The transcript is spliced from 27 exons. Gene Ontology annotation, molecular function: protein binding; ubiquitin protein ligase activity. Bases 364 to 3576 code for a protein of 1070 amino acids. The record is from RefSeq and is a predicted model, not a curated record. Gene Ontology annotation, biological process: protein polyubiquitination; ubiquitin-dependent protein catabolic process. Lineage: Eukaryota; Metazoa; Chordata; Aves; Rheiformes; Rheidae.